AUUAAAACCAGAGACUAACGAACUUCAAAAAUAACACUUGACAAUACACCUCAUCAAUCGCUGCUGUCAUUCUUGUGUCGUCUAUGAUCUUUCUCUUUCCUUCAACAAACAAGCAUUCCACCCAUUUUUGUUGAAGUUAAAAUUGUUUCCAAUUAUAAUUAGAAGCAAUGACUUCAAAAAGUGAAAAGGAUCGAGCCAAACAAAUCCAGGAUCGAUGUCAGAAUAUCUUAAUGCAGAUGCUGAAAGAUGACGACAAUAAAUAUUGCGUUGACUGUGACGCGAAAGGUCCUCGCUGGGCGUCAUGGAAUCUAGGCAUAUUCCUGUGCAUCCGAUGUGCGGGCAUCCACCGAAACCUAGGCGUACACAUCUCCAAGGUGAAGAGCGUCAACCUGGACUCGUGGACGCCCGAACAAGUUGUAUCUCUUCAACAAAUGGGCAAUUCAAGAGCUAGGGCAGUGUAUGAGGCAAACCUUCCUGACUCAUUCCGGAGACCGCAGAAUGACUCCUCUCUGGAGGCCUUUAUUAGGGCGAAGUACGAACAAAAGAAGUAUAUCGCCAAAGAAUGGGUCCCGCCGCCCACGCCCAAGGUCAAUUGGGACAAAGAGAUUGACGAAGAAAUGGAUAGACUGAAACGGAAAAAGAAGACCACCACCACAUCCAGCUUAGGACCGUUACCAGCUCCUACGGCGAGUGAGAAGAAAUACAAUGUUAGUAAUCUUUAUAAAUCGGAUGUCAUACCCAGCAUACCUAAGCCGAAAUCGUCAGUAAGUCCGAAGCUUGGUAGAAGCACUCCAACCAAUCAACCGGACACCACCAAGACUUCAAACGGUUCCACCGAUCUCCUCGGCCUCGAUACGACCAAGCCGGAAGCAAAGCCCAACGACGAUAUAUUCUCCAGUUUUUUCUCCGCACCCCAAGAGAAGCCUGUGGAAACCAAACCAGAAGAACAAAAAUCAGACCUCAAGACCGAAGAAGAGAACUUCUUCAAACAACCAGCACCCACGGAGAAGGAGAAGUCAAAGCUGACCAAGGACAGCAUAUUGGCUUUAUACAGCCAAACGCCAUCAAACACUCUAGUUAACCAAUUCAAUUCGGUGUCCCAAACUCAACCAGCGUAUUCAUUUGGAUCAACGAAUGCUUUCCAACAACCCGCUUAUAACAUUCCAGUACAAAAUGGCAUGCAAUUCAACCAGUUUCAACCUCAAGCAAACCAAUUUAAUCAGACUAUGAAUAAUCAGUUCCAACAACAACCGUUUGCACCUGUCCAGCAACCGGUACAAGGCCAAGCAUUUCCCCAGAACAAUCAGUUCUUCAAUCAGCCGCAACAGAAUCUAAACCAACAAUUCGGUGGACUGAACUUAGGUCAGAGUUUUCCAAAUGCGUUCGCUCAGAACAGUAAUGUGGCCAGUAACUCUACAUGGCAGUAAGUGCUAAACAAAAAUUAGUGUUUUAUUUUCUACAUGAGUUUAGCUGUGUUUGUUUGUAAAUAUUUUUGCAUUGUUGCGUCAAUUCGUUCUUUGCGUCGUGUGUUAUGCAUAAUAUUGGCAUUUGUACUUAGUUUCUGAAUAAAAGUUUCGAAGGCAGUGUAAUUUUAUCAUGAAGAUGUAGUUACAUUUCUGCAGCGGCCAGUAAAAGAGGCAAUGAUAGACGAACGUGUAAAUACACAUACGUAAGUCCAUCAAUGCCUAGUUGUGGCCAAGGCUUGUAUGGUAAUUUUCUCGAAGAAGGUUGUCAAAAUAAUGGUCGAAUUUCCAAGUAUGUUUGUGAAAAAAAUAUUAGGUUUAACGCCACAAAAAAAGGAAUGAAAUGCGAAGAGAAUUGGUGGUAAAGUAUUUAUAAUUUGACAGUUCUCUCAUUUAGGAAGACAAAGGUUUCAAGGUCGUACAACCAAGUGUAAUGAGCUAAAAUUAUGUUACUACUUAUGUUGUGAACAAUGUUAAUUGUUUGCAUACUACCAUAUCUACAAACAAACAUGGACUAUAUACAUCUCAAACGUAUUAUAUUUUCUUUAUGCCUUUUAGAUAAUCUGUUGGAAAUAUUAAAGUCAAAAUCCCGUUCCUACUUGGUUUUACCAGCUAUUUAUUUAGCAAAUAAACAAUUUUUGUCACACCUAUUUCGAUCGCCGCAAACAGAUUUUGGUUAAACUAAACAAACAAUUCUACUGCAAAUAUUUAAUUAGUUGUCUUGCAUGAAGUUCGAAAGAUGAAACAUUCAUUCAGAGCCACCAAUUAGAAAUUAUAUGGAAGCUCUAAUAAAGGCCGCUAAAACAUUGUUUCAACGCGACACGCACACAGACACAACAAAAUAAUUUGACAAAUCAAAUAGCUGCAUUAAUUAGGCAAGAUAAUUAAACAGGACUCCCAACCAAUCCCAUGAUCAGUGUUGAUCGCAUUUAUUCGCCCCGCCCACUUGAUCGCAGUUUGCGUGGAACCACUUUUUGGAUCAGUUCGUAUUCUAUUAUCAUUUCUAAUUCAUUGAUUCUGAUAUUAUGUUCAUGCAUAAUAACGCCUGAGAUAUUCAAAUGACCAUAUAACUUAUCAAAUUUUACGUCGACAAUAAAAAAAAGUUAAUAAAUCACAUUAAUUUCAAUAUUUUACUUUGUGUAAUAAUUAUAAAUAAAUAGGUGUUUAUCUUUCACUUCACGAAUGAAACUACACGUUCGUAAGCACUAUCUAACACUUUCAACGAACUGCACAGUUUGUGUUUAAAAAUGUUAUUAAAAUUUCACAUUUAAUAUUAAGUAGAUAAUUUUAUUUUUAAUAUUUUUUUUAAUUAAUAUCAUGAAAAUGGCUAUCUUCAUUUAAUGAUACUUUACAUAUAUGUACUAUGUUAUUGAAAGUAUAUUUUUUAUGAUUGGUGCAAAUUAUACAUAUUGGGGUUCAAAUCGAAGUUUCAAUUAUUGUAUGCGAUGAACCUAUUUAUGUGUAAGUAUUUAUUGUUUAUAAUUUAACGUUUUUCAACACGCUAUUUUUUUUAUUUUGGAUAUGUGAAAUACUUUUAACUGAUAGAAAUUUUUAUUAAUUUUUAAUUUACUGAAUUCGGAGCUUAUAAUUUGUGAAUGUGAUUAGUAUUUUUUAGCAAUAUGUUAUAUUAUUUAUGUGGCGAAAGACUGAUAUCCUGAUCAGACAGGGUUGUAUUAUGAAUUGGUAUCAUUACAUUGAAUUUUUGUAAAUUGGAAGCAUCAUGCAAUCCAGUCUUAAUAUCGGAUAAUUAGGACGGGAAAAUAUAUAGAUAAUUAGAUUGGGCCGAAAGUCUAGACCAGAGUGAUUCAGUCUUGACACGAUUGCAGUAAUGUAAUAAACGAAUGCUAUAUUGCGACAAGGAUCACUAUGAAUUUGGCGAAAAUCAGAACCAACGCCGCCAUCUUUGUAAACGUCAAAUUUUGUACGUCAUUUACGAGCAUUGUCGCACUGUACUUGAGUGGUGCUGCCAUCUGCUCGUUUUUUUUUGUUCAAUUUUGGCCAAAUAUUAUUUACAAAGCUUUUCUGAGUUUUGGCUGGCCUUUCGGUUUAUAUGUUGCACGAAGCACACAGCAAACAUUAGCGCCAAACCCGGUUUUUUUAUUGUAAAAGAUGACAACCCGAUAUACAGUUUUUAAUAUUUCUCGGACAUUGUUAACAGCUUACAAAAUAUCACUGGAAUGGUACCUGUCUAAAUAAUUUCGUCAAUUUUUCAUUAGUAGUGAAAUAUAAUGCGUAUUUGAAGUUCAUUGUGUUAAGGUGAUAUUAGAUCGCUAUUGAAUCAGUUAUCCAUAGCUGAAGAAACUUUUAGCAAUAUUUUUUAUGUACAAAGUCAAAAGGAUAGGUAAUUCCUCUAUUUUAUUUUAAAUACGGCUAGCGCGUAUCCGUGCCGACAUAAAAAUACUGGUGUCAGGCUUAUAUUAAAAAAGUAAGUCAUUAGUUUUCUUUAAUCUCAUGACGGUUAAAGAAAAGAAAAACUUGUUAGAUUAUAAUUAGAAAUUGUUAAACUUUAACAAAAUGUAAGUAAAAAUUAUCUUUCGCCGUAUAAUAAUUAUGUCUACUUUCGGAUGAUUUUAUAAAUGGUUUUAAAACCUGCACUAAGUCGCCGUGGUGUGGAUAUGCGUUUGCUUCUAUUAUGCUAUCAAUCAAUACGAAAUAGACUGGUGAUAUUUUCCAAUGUUUAACAAGUACACUUUCUUAAAUUGUUUUUUCAUAUAUAAUGAUUCGUGUUUGGUGUAUUUAUUUAAUUUAUAAUAUCUACCUAUCUAAUUGUGAUUGAUGAAGUUGAUAACAUUUUAUAAAUAUUAAUAAUAAUAGAUUUAAUUGUAGGGUCAAGUCAUAUUGGCUAUGCCCCCGAUGGAGCCUGUAUUUCGUUUACACAAAUAAAUAUAAAUGCUAAUUGAUUUUAUUAUAUUUAAUCUUCCCAUUUUGCCAACCCUGGGGCCACAAAAUUUAGUGGUACUGAUCGAAUAGGCUUGCUAUCAGCCUUUUCAAAAAACCAGGACAAUAAGCUAUAAUAAGACAGUACGAAAAAUAAUUUACCAAUUAUUGUUCUGCAUCUGCAUGUGUAUUUUAUAUGAAUAUUAGCAGC
Messenger RNA from Chilo suppressalis (striped riceborer), 4551 nucleotides. NCBI's taxonomy places the organism in Eukaryota, Metazoa, Arthropoda, Insecta, Lepidoptera, Crambidae. The record is from the annotation of a GenBank genome assembly.